This is a messenger RNA of Dromiciops gliroides (monito del monte), 1107 nucleotides long. Its product is annotated as glyceraldehyde-3-phosphate dehydrogenase 2-like. Gene Ontology annotation, molecular function: oxidoreductase activity, acting on the aldehyde or oxo group of donors, NAD or NADP as acceptor. Lineage: Eukaryota; Metazoa; Chordata; Mammalia; Microbiotheria; Microbiotheriidae. The record is from RefSeq and is a predicted model, not a curated record.
AUGAGUGCCUACCAGCCUAAAGAGAAAAAUUCCCUGUUUCAAAAGCAACUUAUUGAAGAAGCCGUAAUUCGAGGGGGGAAGACAUUAGUAACUGGGGAGUUCAUGAAAGACCUCAUGAAGGAGGUAGAAGAGGAGCUGAGCAUUGAAGAAAACAAGGGAGGUAGAGAGUGCAUCAUGAAAAAUGCCAGGCUGGAUGAAUUGAAAGCUAGAAUUAAGGUUGAGUGGGAAAAUAACAGUCUCAGUUAUGCAGACACCACCACUCGGAUGGCAGAAAGUGAAGUGGAAUUAAGAAGCCUCUUCAUGAGGCUGAAAGAGGAAGGUGUAAAAGCUGCACAUCACCUAAGGAUUACAGUCAGAUUGCAGGGAGCAAUUCCCCUGCUGUCAUUCUCCCCUUCAAAUCAAACAUCCUUCUGUGAUGCUGUGUUAGCAUUUAAGGCUCUCCCCUUGGCCAAGGACAUUCAUGACAACUUUGGCACUGUGGAAGGACUCAUGACUACAGUCCAUGCCAUUACUGCCACAGAGAAGAUAGUAGAUGGUCCCUCUGGCAAGCUGCUGUGCAAUGGGUAUGGUGCUGCCCAGAAUAUCAUCCCUGUUUCCACUGGUUCUGUCAAGGUUGUAGGCAAGGUCAUACCUGAACUGAAUGGAAAACUAACAAGCAUGAACUUCCAUGUUCUUACACUCGAUGUGUCUGUUCUGUAUCUGACUUGCUACUUAGAGAAACCUGCCAAGUAUGAUGAUAUCAAGGAAGUGGUGAAGCAAGCAUCAGAGGGACCCUUGAAGGGCAUCUUGGGCUACACAGAGGACCAGAUUGUAUCCUGUGACUUUAACAGCAACCUCUACUCUUCUAUCUUUAAUGCUGUUGUUGGCAUCUCCCUCAAUGAACAUUUUGUCAAGCUCAUUUCCUGGUAUGACAGUGAGUAUGGUUAUAGCUUCCAUGUAGUAGACCUCAUGGUCUACAUGGCCUCCAGAGUAAAAUGGAAAACCAUCGAUCUUCAUCCCCAGCCAAAGGAGGAGUUCCACUACUGGGCAGCCUACAUCCCUAAUCUAUGUUCCUAUACUGGGGAUCCCAUGCUCCAUUCACAUUGUUGUCCCAAAGCAUCACUAUAG